Messenger RNA from Acaromyces ingoldii, 3061 nucleotides. Its product is annotated as WD40 repeat-like protein. Gene Ontology annotation, biological process: DNA-templated transcription; chromatin remodeling; regulation of DNA-templated transcription. Bases 152 to 2974 code for a protein of 940 amino acids. The transcript is spliced from 3 exons. The record is from RefSeq and is a predicted model, not a curated record. Gene Ontology annotation, cellular component: nucleus; HIR complex. NCBI's taxonomy places the organism in Eukaryota, Fungi, Basidiomycota, Exobasidiomycetes, Exobasidiales, Cryptobasidiaceae. Gene Ontology annotation, molecular function: nucleosome binding; protein binding.
UUACGCUGACUACCCGGCGCGCUUGCUCGACUCGCGGCUCGGUCACCAUCCACUGCGGAACAAGAGCCCACGGGGGCCGGAUGGGCACGCAGCCAGGAGAGGAGCAAGCGAGCGAGAGAGCAGACAAGGAUAAGGCCAGAAGACUGACGCCAUGUCGCUGAUCCUGCCCGACUGGGUGGAGCACCACCUCGACACCGACGACAAGCGCAAGCGGCAGACAAUCUUCAGCCUGCAUGUUCAUCCGGACGGCAGCCGCCUCGCCACGGGUGGGUUGGACCAAAAGGUGCGCAUCUGGGCCACGGCGCCCAUCCUCGACGCGGGCGCCGAGCAGGCAAAGGAGGGCGUCAACAAGGUUCUGUGCACCCUCUCGCGCCACACGGGCUCUGUCCUUGUCGUCCGCUGGUCGCCCUCGGGCCGCUUCCUCGCCUCGGGCUCCGACGACAUGGUCGCCCUCGUCUGGGACCUGGACCCGUCGGGCAUGGCCGGCAGCACCUUUGGCUCCUCGGGCGCCGAGGUCAACGUCGAGGCCUGGCGGCCCUACCGGCGCCUCGCCGGGCACGAGUCCGACAUUGUCGACCUGGCCUGGAGCAACGACGAGGACGACAGCUACAUUGCCACGGCCGCCCUCGACUCCAAAGUCAUUGUCUGGUCGGGGCCCCGCAGCAACUCGUCGGGCGGCUUUGAGAAGCUGCGGCGCAUCGAUGGCCACCAGGGUUUUGUCAAGGGCCUCGUCUGGGACCCCAUCGGCCAGUUUCUCGCCACCGCCAGUGACGACAAGACGGUCAAGAUCUGGCGCGUGGGCGGCGACUGGGGCCUGGAGAGGACGGUGACGGAGCCGUUUGAGACGAGCCCCAGCAGCACCUUUUUCCGCAGACCAAGCUGGUCGCCCGAUGGCGCGCAUCUGCUGUGCGCAAACGCCAUGUCGGGACCCGUCUUUGUGGCCAGCGUGGUGCGGCGCGACGAGUGGAGCAGCAACAUCCACCUCGUCGGCCACGAGAACAGCGUCGCGGUCACGGCCUUUUCUCCACGCCUAUUUCGGCAUCCAGAGGCCGCCACCGUGCUCGCUCUCGGCUCCCUCGACCAGAGCGUCUCCAUCUGGAUCACGGGCAAGUCCCGGCCCGUGCUCGUGGCCCGCGACGUGUUUGAGCGCCAGGUCAUGGACCUCAGCUGGUCCUCGGACGGCCUCACGCUCUAUGCCUGCUCGGCAGACGGCCACAUUGCCGUCUUUUCCUUCACCGAGGAGACUCUGUACCCCGUCGCCUCGCCCGAGGAGCUCGACCGCGCGCGCGAGGUGUUUGGCUACUCGCAGCACCGGGCUGCCAUGCGUGCCAUGAAGGCCCCGCUCUCGCGCACGGCCGAGCCGGCCUCGUCGCAGGGCACCCUCAACCGGCCCAACAUGCUCGUCGCUCGCAAGCCGGCCGUGCCGCGCGCGGGUGCCGUCGCUCCCAACGGUGCACCCCAGCCAAAGGAGCGGCUGAACCAGACGAUUACCAUCAACAAGGACGGCAAGCGCAGGAUUCGGCCGACGCAGCUCAACGGCGACGCAGACUACGUCGACUAUGGCGGUGCAAGCGGUGGCUUUGAUGAGGUCCACCAGGCAAGCCAGGAGGCAAGCUCGAGCAUGAGCAUGUCGCGCAUCCUCGGCGACAAUGUCGACGCACGAGCGACAAAGCGAGGCAGGUUCGACGAUGACGCUGCGCGCACCAACGGGAGAACAAGAGAUGUUGGCCGGACGCUGGGCGGGGAUCUUCAGAGGAGCGCAGCAGGGCCUCAGGUGACGCUCAGAGCUGCAGCAGGCGCGGGCAUGGCAGCAGGAGCAGGCAUGGCAGCAGCAUCAGCUGGGCCAUUGUUGCCGGUGCCAGAUGUGCUGAGCAUAUACAGAAAAGAGGAAGGGCUACACGGGACAGUGGAGUUGCGCAACUACGAAGACGGUCAACCAUCAGAAGUGGCGCUGCUCGAGGCGCCGGCGGGGUCGUCGUCGGCAGCAGGGUCCUCUUCCGCCGAGCGCGUCCUCUGGAUCGACUUCUGCCCCGUGCCGGCCUUGCUUGCCACGGCCUCUGCCUCCUUCUCUGCCGUCGCAUUCCAGGACGGCUCGCUUGCGCUGUACACGUCCAAGGGACGGAGAACGGCGACCAUGUUUCUCGAUGCGCCCUGCUGCCGCCUCGAGAGUGCGCGCAACAUCCUCGUUGCCCUCACUGCGGACGGCAUGGUGCGGCGGUGGGACACAAAGGCAGAGCGCGAGCUGCACCGGCCCGUGAGCAUCCACUCGAUCCUCGACAAGCAGCGGCCCGACGACGAGAUCCUCAUCUUCCGCGCCCACGUCACAAACGGCCUGCCCAUCGUGGUGACGAGGUACGAGCGGGCGUAUGUCCUCGACGACCGCAAGCUGGCUUGGGUCCAGGUCUCGAGCGGCUGGCUGGCCGACUGCAGCCCGAUGUGGGAAGGCCGGAUCCGGGUGAGAGACUCGAUUGGCGGGCUCUCUUCCUCUGCGUCGUCGGCAUCGUCGUCGGCCUCGCACACGCUCAGGAUCGAGCCGGUGCGCGCCAUUGAGAGCGAGAUCAACGACCUCGUCGUGCUCCACCGCACCGCCUCGGGCAUCCGCCCGGCGGUCAAGCCAGCGUCGCGCGACACCCUCGCCAGCUUCGAGACCGCCGUCGGGCUCAGGCACCUCGAGAUGAAGAUGCAGGCUGCCACCUUGCUCGAGUCCGGCAACGAGUUCAAGACGGCGCUGAUGGCCUAUGCGCGCAGGCUUGGCGACGAGGGCAUCCGCAACCAGGCAGAGGACCUCGUCAAGAGCCUGCUCGGGCCUGUCUACUUCAAACCGGGAGAGCAGGAAGAGUGGGACCCGAGGGUGUGUGGGCACGUCAAGCGGGAGCUCCUGGCAGAGGUGCUGCGCAACAUGAGCCGCGGCAGGCUGCUCCAGGGCCUUGUGACGAGCUACCAGGACACGUUGCGACAGGUGCAGGCUUCAUGACGUUGUUGUGUACAAUUGCUUCUCGCAUUCUUCUCUUUUUGGUUUGGCCGGAGGCAUCCUUGGGCUAUAAUACACACGUUAUAAAGG